GUUAUCCCGAAAGAAAGAGGGGUGGCGUGAGUGGCCAUUGCGGCAGCGGCUUCCACCGAAGAGAAAGGACGUUUUUCUCAUCCUUCUCGUGGUGGUCUGACUUCUGCCAAAAUGAGCGGCCUGGAUGGGGGCGAUAAAUUUCCUCUUCCUAGACCCCGCGGCCUCUCCACCUCCAACGGUGCGGCCGGAGAGCUGGACCAACUGCAGUGCCGGAGAAUCUGCAAAGAAGCCAAGGCAAUACAGGUGAUGGCGGACAUGGGCAGGGGCGGCUUGGAGGCUGCAGCGGAGGGAGGCGCAUCCCGCGAAUCUGCGGACUGCGGUUUUGCGCUCCGCUUCCGAGUUGCAGGGACCCGCAGCCACGCACCUACUAAAACCGAGCAGGAAGCCGUAUGCCUGGAAGCAGCCUCUGCCUCGGUGGCACCUGGCAGCAGCCAGAAAAAUGGCGGUCAGGGCGGAGAGGCACGGUGUCCUGGUGGGAAGAAGGCCCUGGAAGCCUGUGGCGCAGUGGGGUGUGGUGCAGUGGGCUGUAAGGCUCAGAUGAUGGCUGGGGCGAAGGCGAAGGAAGCGGCAACUAAAAAGGGCGCCAUCUCUGCGGCCGCGGUCAAGGGCCAGGGAGAAGCAAAGGAGGUGGAGGAAAAGAAGGUGGCACAGAAAGAGAAAAAGAUGGCAGAGGAUGUGAAAGAGAAGACUGGGCCCAGGGCCUCGAAAGUAAAUAAUUCAAUGGACUCUCUGGAGGCUAUAGACCAGGAGCUGUCAAACGUAAAUGCCCAGGCUGACAGGGCCUUCCUUCAGCUGGAGCGCAAGUUUGGCCGGAUGCGAAGGCUCCAUAUGCAGCGUAGGAGUUUCAUUAUCCAGAAUAUACCAAAUUUCUGGGUCACCGCCUUUCGGAACCACCCCCAACUGUCACCCAUGAUCAGUGGCCAAGAUGAAGAUAUGCUUAAGUUCAUGACCAAUUUGGAAGUGGAGGAGCUUAAACACCCCAGAGCAGGCUGCAAAUUCAAGUUCGUCUUUCAGGGUAACCCCUACUUCCGAAAUGAGGGGCUCGUCAAGGAAUAUGAGCGCAGAUCCUCUGGCCGUGUCGUGUCUCUUUCCACUCCAAUCCGAUGGCACCGGGGCCAAGACCCCCAGACCCAUAUCCACAGGAACCGGGAUGGAAACAGUAUCCACAGUUUCUUUGACUGGUUCUCAGACCACAGCCUCCUAGAGUUAGACAAGAUUGCUGAGAUUAUCAAGGAUGAACUGUGGCCCAAUCCCCUGCAAUACUACCUGAUGGGUGAAGGGGCCCGCAGAGGAACGAGAGGCCCAGCAAGGCAGCCAGUGGAGAACCCCAUGUCCUUCAGAUUCCAAUCUGGCUAACUCCUGCCUUUGUGAGAAGCUCCUGCACAAGUUUCCUUAACCACCACCUCUUGGACCUAUGCUUGGCCAACAGCAUGCAGUAUUUCAUCUGCUUUCUCUUCAUACAGGAUUGUUUUGUUCUUUGGUUUUUCUGAAUUUUCAACAAUCAAUUGCAAGAUUGUCACCCACAUGACUGUGCUCUUCUGCUUCCUCUUGGUCUUCAUGCUAUUCUGCAUUGUAGUAUGUGUUCCAAGUGCAUGGUCUACCACUGCUUCUAUGCCAAGGACACAAUGCUGUAGAUAUGCACUGCCUUCUUUUGCAUGACUUGGUCCCUGUCUGUGGCCAGUCAGUUUUGUAUGUGGUUAUUCACCAGUCAGCCAGAAGGAAGCUUGAUAACAUCUUUGCAAACAACUAGCUGGGCUUCAUACUUUAUGAUGGCUGUGCUGCGAUACCCAUGCAAGCUCUUUUGAGUUUCACUGCUGCAAAAUAAAGCUGAUGUAGGUGGUGUCAGCCAACAACCCAAGCUGGACAUUCCAGGCUACCACUACUGGCCGCUGAUACAGAUGGUACCAGCCAUCAAUCCAAACUGGACAUUCCAAGCUACCGCUACUGGAUCCCUUCUGUCUCCCUGGCCCAUGCCGUCCACUCUGCUGGUUAUCCAGCAGAACAGACAGGUGGCUGGUGAGUGGCUGGUUGGCAUGACUGAAGUAACGGAUGAAAAGUGUUCUGUGUUAUCACAUUGGUUUUCCUCUGCCAUCAGUCACUCUGCAUUGUGACCAGCUUAUUGGUGAGUCUUUGAAGGCCUGUGCUGAGUCCCAUCCUCACCUGCUUUCAGCACAAGCCACCAUUGUGUGCCUCACAGGAACUAUCUGUGGAGCCACCACACAGGAAAACUCCCCCCCCCCCCUCAGAUAUUACCUGUAAACCUCAUUGGCUGUCAGGCAGGUUGGGCAGUCAUUUGUGACAGUGCCCAGAGCAGGCUAGAAUGGAGGCCUUUCCCCAGCAGUCAGCCUUUUGAGCCCAGCCAAUGAACCAUACUUAAUCUAGGCAACUUUGUUGGUUCCCCCUUUAUUCCCCUCCUGAACCUACUCUGAAUAUGACCAGGGUGCCAGAAUAGGGGCACUGAGGAAGGGGUAUUUCUGGUCUGUUAGGGCCUAUUAUGCCUCUUUUGUCUUUUAAAUAGUUACAGCUCAGAAACAGGAAAAAACAGGAAGAAAAAACCUAGCACAGCAGGUUCUCCUCUUGAUUGUGUCCAAAGGGAGAAAGAAGUACUGUAAAAUAGACUUCAGAUCUCUUUUUAUUCUCUUGUACCCUCAAGCCUUUGUCCCACUUCCUUUAGCAGGGCCUAAAAAUUUCAAAAGGAGACCCAUAGGUAAAUUGCUGAGCUAUGGGCAGCGUUUUUUUAGGCCAGUAGUGACAACCCCACUCCUUUUACCUAUCCAUUACAACAAAACCUCCUGUGUGUUUCUUGAACUUUAGUUUGGGAAGCUGGGAGGAGACAGAGAAAGGCCCAGUAGUGAUGGGUUCAGGACCCACCCAGAGCAGUAUGUGAUCUAAGGCAACCAAAGCUUAGCUUCACUCCACUUGUCUUAAGAUGGAAAUUCUUUUCUGGGUCUUGGCCCACUUAAAAUUAUAAAGCCAAGGUAGCAUUUUGUGAGUCACCCCUGUCCUCUGUCCCCUUUUUAUGACGUUCCAGGGUCCUCCAUCCUGCUCCCUAGUUUCCUUGGCCCUCAGGCCUCAGUUUCCCAAUUUCAUUCCCUGCUUCCCAGCCUGAGGGAGCAGGCUGCAGUCUGCAUUGUGGAAGACCCCAAGCCUCCCUCCUAGUAAGUGAGGGGAUGUGCAGUUGUCCAGGUUUCUAGGGCAAGGUUCAGUAGAUGGGACGGCAGUGCUGUCAGUCUGUCUUAUUAGUGGGGGUAUUUGGUGGUGGUGAUGAAUAUCUGACCUUUCCCCUUCCUUUUUGAAGGCUUUGCCCUAAGCUGGGGAGCUCUAGACAAAGCAGUGGGGAGGUGCUCUCUAGGCUGGGGAAACUGAAAAGAGCCUGCUGUGGAGUGGAUUUAGACAGGCAGACAAGGACUGAAAGCCUGUGGAGGCAGGGGUGGGAGGGAGGCCACUGUGGCUUUUCCCAGGGUAGGGAUGGGAGAAUCAACGAGGUUGGGGUUUGAACAGAAUGCUUGGAGGAGGGUUUUCCUCCAUUUUUUCUUCUGUGAAUUUACCAGUAGAUAUUUGUUAACAAAAAUGUAAGUCUAGGUGUUUUCUCUCUAUUGUUCUAGCAGUGACAUUUUAUGUGGAAAAUUAAUGGUGUAUGCUCCUUAUUUUGUGGUUUUUGUGUAAAAUCCGAUUAAUUCCUUUCUCUUUUUCUGCCUCCUCGGAAAAUCGAGGUUUAUAGGCCUGCUUAUUGCUUGUAAUUGAGAACGUUUGCAAAUAUACCAAUUUUGUUUUCCUGUGCCGUAUGUAUACUGGCGUGAAUAUUUUAUGUAUCAGCUUGUUCUGGUCUCUGUUCAUAUAUAUAGCUGUAUUCUUAGAAAUAUAAUCUGAUAAUGUGAUUUUUCAAGAGUCUGAAGAAUUUGGAAAUUGUUGUAUGUCUUGUGAAAGUAAUCUUACAAAAAAAAAUUUGUUGUCUUACUUGAUAAUCUGUUGUCCUAUUAGUAAUGUUGUACUUGACAUUUUAUGUUGCUAACCAGUGUAAGUACUUGUAGAAUACUCUGUCAAACUAGAGGAGGAUCGUAAGCACUCUUGUCUUCUCUUGUGUUCUUGAAGUAGAAAUAAAGUCUGUCACUCUAUUAUAUUUCUUAUUUUCACCUAAAAUAAAAAUUAAAAAAGAAUA
Messenger RNA from Choloepus didactylus (southern two-toed sloth), 4159 nucleotides. It is a transcript of the gene TSPYL4, whose product is annotated as TSPY like 4. Bases 112 to 1356 code for a protein of 414 amino acids. The transcript has a single exon. Gene Ontology annotation, cellular component: nucleus; chromatin. Gene Ontology annotation, molecular function: histone binding; chromatin binding. Gene Ontology annotation, biological process: nucleosome assembly. NCBI's taxonomy places the organism in Eukaryota, Metazoa, Chordata, Mammalia, Pilosa, Megalonychidae. The record is from RefSeq and is a predicted model, not a curated record.